Messenger RNA from Neolamprologus brichardi, 1876 nucleotides. It is a transcript of the gene pnp5a, whose product is annotated as purine nucleoside phosphorylase 5a. Gene Ontology annotation, cellular component: cytoplasm. Gene Ontology annotation, molecular function: purine-nucleoside phosphorylase activity. Gene Ontology annotation, biological process: nucleoside metabolic process. The record is from RefSeq and is a predicted model, not a curated record. Lineage: Eukaryota; Metazoa; Chordata; Actinopteri; Cichliformes; Cichlidae.
AGAUUUCUAAUAUUUUAAUUACGUUUUCUCGUUUAGUGUUGCUCAGCACGUGGCUCUUUCACGGCCGGCUUUGGAUAGCGUGAAAAAAUAGACCGGACUGAGGGGAGGCAAAAAUAAUACGCGCAUGCGCUCUUGUUCGCGGUGGAGUGUCGAGAAAUCAUUCAUUCCAAGAGGAGCGACGCAUCUAAUUACAUAAUGAAGCGCGUUUCACAAUUGAGUGGAAGUAAAGAGUUUGAAAUGUUCUACUGUUGUAAAAAUCAGUCAAUAAAAUUGAUAUUGGACUUUAAUAUAUUUGAUUUAAACUUUUUUAAGUUAUUAGAUUGCAGGGAGAUGUGUUCAUGUGUGCUGGACUGGACUGUGAUCUGCCUGACCUCUGCCCUUUUGUUAAUGUCAUCCAGCUACAGCUACGAGGAAUGCAAGGCCACUGCUGAUUGGCUGCUUGCCCAGACAGACAUCCGACCCACUGUGGGCAUUGUGUGCGGCUCAGGGCUCGGAGGGCUCGCUGACCUGUUAAAGGACCAGGUGGCCUUCAACUACAAAGACAUCCCCAACUUUCCGCAGAGCACAGUGCACGGACAUGCGGGGAAGCUGGUGUUUGGACACUUAAAAGGAAGGCCGUGCGUUUGCAUGCAGGGACGUUUCCACCUGUAUGAGGGCUACUCGGUACAGAAGAUUACAUUGCCUAUGCGCAUCUUCAAGCUGCUCGGUGUUGAGACGGUGAUGCUGACCAAUGCAGCCGGAGGCCUCAACCAUGACUUUAAAAUGGGAGACAUCAUGAUCAUCAAAGACCACCUCAACCUGCCCGGCUUCGCUGGCAUCAAUCCUCUGAAUGGACCCAACGAUGAGCGGUUUGGCGUACGUUUCCAAUGCAUGUCCGAUGCAUACGACAGAGAGCUGCAGCAGCUGGCCAUGGACGUGGGACAGGAUCUGGGCUAUGGAGAUUUCCUAAAGGAGGGAGUGUACUGUGUGCUGGGCGGGCCAACAUUUGAGACAAUCGCAGAGGGUCGCAUGCUGCAUAGACUUGGCGCUGAUGCUGUCGGCAUGAGCACAGCCCAUGAGGUGAUCGUCGCUCGGCACUGUGGCAUGCGCGUCUUCGCCCUCUCCCUGAUCACCAACCAGGUUGUGAUGGACUACGACAGCGAAGAGAGGGCCAAUCACGAGGAGGUCCUCCAGGUGGGCAGGCAGCGGGCGGCACAGCUGGAGAGGCUCGUUUCCACCAUGGUGACCAAAAUUGUGCACAACAACUACGGCCUAAGAGACUAACAGCCGUGUUUAGGCCUCUGGGAUUUUAUGUGGUCAUGUUCUACAUUGAAGAAAAUCCCACUCAGUUGAGCUGAUUUUAGCCUGAGGUCAAAAGGUGAAAGGAUUAUAGUUACCUGAAGAAUCUCACUUGGACACACAGACACAGAAUCUUUGAAAACGUACUCAACUGUUCUCGUAUUUCAUGUCACUGUGCACAAAAGGUUACACAUUCCCCUGCUGAGCAGCUCCAGAAGAAAGUUGUUCAGUUCUUUUUAUAUAAUUUUAAACAAAGUGUUAUUUUUUUCCCUUAUCUUACAAUAUAGAAUCCCCCUUGUAAAUGUCUGCAAUUUAACUUAAAAAGAGCCAAAAUCUGCUGUAAAAGUCUUAAUUUUAUAAGGUUGUAAAGAUGUGUACAUUAACCGAACUUAUAUUGUAUGUAAUGUAUUUCAGUGUACCCGUUUUUGUAGGAUGUUAUUGUUAAAUGUACUAUUUAUUACUAUAUCAAGUUUGUGUAUUUCCCCCCUAUCAUGGAUCACACCCAUUUCCACGGAUUUAUUUGCAGCCUUGAUUUUGUUUUUUUGUUUGUUUUCUGUGGACGGUGCAAGACCAAUAAAACUUAGACAUUAACUCAAAA